Ziziphus jujuba (common jujube) is the source of this 2709-nucleotide messenger RNA. RefSeq names its product ABC transporter G family member 11. Lineage: Eukaryota; Viridiplantae; Streptophyta; Magnoliopsida; Rosales; Rhamnaceae. The transcript is spliced from 10 exons. The record is from RefSeq and is a predicted model, not a curated record. Bases 300 to 2432 code for a protein of 710 amino acids. Gene Ontology annotation, cellular component: membrane. Gene Ontology annotation, molecular function: ATP binding; ABC-type transporter activity; ATP hydrolysis activity.
UUUUAUCCCCAAAAAAAAAAAAAAAAAAAAAAAAGGUAAAAGGACAAAAAUUUGACACCCAAAAGCCAAAAAGUUUUCAGGCUCCUUUUGCAUGGGAAACUAAAAAACUGAAAGAAGUCCUUCCCAGUCAAAUUCACACAAUACCCAUUUCUGCAUUUCUACUCUUUCACAUAUUUCUGUCCUCUUCUUCCUUCUUAUAGAGAACCUGCAGAGCUAAUUUUAUUUUUUGGGUAGUUGGUUUUAUUAGAAUUAGUACCAGAAACCUUGGUAAUUAAAAAAAAAAAAAAAAAAAAAAAACAAUGGGGUACGGUGAGAAAGAGAAUACAAGAAGCUCUGCUGCAAACAAUACUAUGAUGGAGAUAGAGGCAAGCAAACCAGCAGGAAAUGGACUUGUUCCAACUGGGUUGAGUCCUCUCAGUGAGACUCUAUGGAGGGAGAAGACUGAUUUAGAAUUUGUAGGAGAUGUGUCUGCUAGGCUUACAUGGAAGGAUCUGACUGUGAUGGUCACUCUCAGUAAUGGAGAGCCCCAGAAUGUUUUGGAGGGACUCACUGGUUACGCAGAGCCUGGAACUUUUACAGCUCUAAUGGGUCCUUCUGGUUCAGGUAAAUCAACUUUGCUUGAUGCUCUGUCUAGUCGUUUGGCUGCAAACGCAUUCCUCUCAGGAGCAAUCCUCAUCAAUGGCCGUAAAAGGAAGCUCUCCUUUGGGACUGCAGCCUAUGUGACCCAAGAUGACAACUUGAUUGGAACACUGACUGUGAGAGAAACCAUUUCCUAUUCAGCUAGAUUGCGUCUCCCUGAUAAGAUGCCAUGGUCGGAAAAGCGUGCUCUGAUUGAGAGUACCAUAAUAGAGAUGGGUCUCCAGGAUUGUGCUGACACAGUUAUUGGCAAUUGGCAUUUGCGUGGUAUCAGUGGGGGAGAGAAGAGAAGGGUUAGCAUUGCUCUUGAAAUCUUGAUGAGACCAAGAUUGCUUUUCCUUGAUGAACCAACCAGUGGACUUGAUAGUGCUUCGGCUUUCUUUGUAACUCAGACAUUACGUGGCCUAUCAAGGGAUGGAAGGACUGUUAUAGCCUCGAUUCAUCAGCCUAGCAGUGAAGUCUUUGAACUAUUUGAUCAAUUAUACUUGCUUUCUGGUGGCAAAACUGUAUAUUUCGGUCAGGCUUCCGAGGCAUACGAGUUCUUUGCACAAGCUGGCUUUCCCUGCCCUGCUUUGAGGAACCCGUCUGAUCAUUUUCUUAGAUGCAUUAACUCUGACUUUGAUAAAGUAAAGGCAACCUUGAAAGGGUCCAUGAAACUCAGGUUUGAGGCAAGUGAUGAUCCUCUGGAGAAGAUGACAACUGCUGAAGCUAUAAGAACUCUCAUUGAUUACUAUCGAACUUCUCAAUACUGCUACACCGCUAGAGAAAAAGUCGAAGAGAUAUCUAAAGUUAAAGGAACUGUGCUGGAUUCAGGAGGAAGUCAGGCUAGUUUCUUGAUGCAGUCCUUUACAUUGACCAAGCGAUCGUUUGUAAACAUGUCAAGGGACUUUGGGUACUACUGGCUCAGGCUUGUAAUUUAUAUCGUAGUCACAAUAUGUAUUGGAACCAUCUACUUGAAUGUCGGGACGAGCUACACUUCAAUUCUGGCCAGAGGUUCAUGUGCAUCCUUUGUGUUCGGGUUUGUUACAUUCAUGUCGAUUGGUGGAUUUCCUUCAUUUGUAGAGGACAUGAAGGUUUUCCAGAGAGAAAGGCUGAAUGGCCACUAUGGUGUUACUUCAUUCGUCAUCAGCAACACACUCUCUGCAAUGCCAUUCUUAAUAUUGAUCACCUUUCUGGCUGGAACUAUCUGUUAUUUCAUGGUCCGCCUCCACCCGGGUUUUGAGCAUUAUAUAUUCUUUGUGUUGUGCCUUUAUGCAAGUGUCACUGUGGUUGAGAGCUUGAUGAUGGCCAUAGCCAGUGUUGUCCCUAACUUCUUAAUGGGUAUCAUCAUAGGGGCUGGAAUUCAGGGUAUAUUCAUGCUGGUCUCUGGCUACUUCAGGCUCCCAAAUGACAUCCCAAAGCCUGUCUGGCGGUAUCCAAUGUCCUAUAUCAGUUUCCACUUCUGGGCUUUACAGGGGCAAUACCAGAAUGACCUCAGGGGCUUGUUGUUCGACAGUCAAACUCCAGGCUUCAAGAUACCCGGUGAAUACAUUCUUGAAAAGAUCUUCCAGAUUGAUGUGCACAGAUCAAAAUGGAUAGACCUCAGUGUUAUCUUCAGCAUGAUUGUUGUCUACCGCAUCAUCUUUUUGAUCAUGAUCAAGAUCAAUGAGGAUGUGACUCCUUGGGUGAGAGGUUAUGUAGCAAGGAGAAGAAUGCAACAGAAGAAUGUAAGCCAAAACAAGACAGUUGCUCCUGAUGGUCUCACCCAGUCUCCUUCUUUGAGGGCCUAUGUUGCAACUGGAACCAGUAAAAGAUAGAUGUGAUUCACCACAAGGCAAGAAUAUAUUUCAGCCAAACUAUAUACUUAAAAACACUCAAGUUUGAAUAAAACUAGUUUAGAAAAUGCUCUAUGGAAUAGAAUUAAGUUUUUUUUUUUAAACUUUUUUUUUAGUUUGAUUAUAUAUAGUCAAAGAGUAUCUGUUUUGGUUGCUUCAUUUACCACAGAAAUUGGGAUUCACCAAAGGGUGAACAAAUGUUUAAUCAGUAUGCUGGACUCCUUGUGAUAAUGUUAAUGUCUAGCAGGAAAUUCCCUCC